UCCACGCUUUAGUUUAACCCUCCAUAAGCAAAUGUAUAAUUAGCUUAUCGCAAGGCGGCAGUAUCCCCUCUUCUCUGUAGCGUGCUUUUCUUUUUUCUGCAGUUCCUUGCUUUUCGCCUUUGGUGCUUGUCGUUUGGAUUUAGUCUUUGCUGAGCCAUGCCUCGGCCCAAUUAUAGUAAGACUUAUACAACCCCUCGUCGUCCUUAUGAAAAGGAGAGAUUAGAUCAAGAGCUAAAACUUGUUGGUGAAUACGGCCUCAAAAAUAAAAGAGAAGUUUGGAGAGUUAAAUACUGUUUGGCAAAAAUUCGUAAGGCAGCCCGUGAAUUAUUGACUUUGCAAGAGAAAGAUCCUCGACGUUUAUUUGAAGGGAAUGCUCUUCUUCGCCGACUUAUUCGACUGGGCGUUCUUACCGAAGAUCAAAUGAAACUGGAUUAUGUUUUGGGUUUGAAAACCGAAGAUUUUUUGGAGCGACGGUUGCAAACUUUAGUAUAUAAGGCUCGUUACGCUAAAUCUAUUCAUCACGCUCGCAUUUUGAUACGACAGCGCCAUAUAAGAGUUGGGAAGCAAGUUGUGAAUGUCCCUUCCUUCUUGGUUCGUGUAGACUCGGCUAAGCACAUUGAUUUUUCCCGCAACUCUUCGCUAGUAGCGGGCGGCCGCUUGGGAAGAAUUAAACGUAAGAAGGCUUCUAAAAAGAUACAAGCUGAUGCUGAAGAUGAUGACUAG
Zophobas morio is the source of this 723-nucleotide messenger RNA. RefSeq names its product small ribosomal subunit protein uS4-like. The transcript has 4 exons. NCBI's taxonomy places the organism in Eukaryota, Metazoa, Arthropoda, Insecta, Coleoptera, Tenebrionidae. The coding region runs from base 157 to 723 and encodes 188 amino acids. Gene Ontology annotation, biological process: ribosomal small subunit biogenesis; translation. Gene Ontology annotation, molecular function: rRNA binding; structural constituent of ribosome. The record is from RefSeq and is a predicted model, not a curated record. Gene Ontology annotation, cellular component: cytosolic small ribosomal subunit.